GAUGUAUAUGAGCGCACGCGGCGGGAUCUCUUUCCCUUUUAGCGCCAUCAGAGCGGGUGUCUCGCGCUGUUCACUGCGCAGCAGCACCGCCUCAGACAGACCUCUGCACAUCGGGCUCUCGGAAACAAAACGGUGAAACAACAUGGCAGAUCUUGACAAUAAAGACCAGACUGAAAUGGACCCAGCAGAUAUGGAGGAUGUUGAAGAGGUGGAGGAAGAGGAAACUGGGGAAGACAACAGUAAAGCACGUCAGCUGACGAUGCAGAUGAUGCAGAACCCUCAGAUUCUUGCGGCGCUGCAGGAGAGGUUGGAUGGGCUUGUAGGAUCUCCCUCAGGGUACAUGGAGAGCUUACCAAAGGUGGUGAAGAGACGUGUUAAUGCCCUGAAGAACCUGCAGGUAAAAUGUGCCCACAUCGAAGCCAAGUUCUACGAAGAAGUGCACGAACUGGAGCGGAAAUACGCCGCUUUGUAUCAGCCGCUCUUUGACAAGCGGAGUGACAUCGUGAGAGCUGCAUACGAACCCACAGAUGAGGAGUGCGAGUGGAAACCAGAUGAAGAGGAAGAGCUGACAGUAAGUAAGCAGGUACAGGUGAUCCAUACCUGCAUGCUCUUCAAAUACCACCGCGUUUACAUUCUACUGUAUAAGCUGUUCAGUCAUAGCUUGACUCUGUGUUUUGGUCUUUGUCUUCACCAGGAGGAAAUGAAGGAAAAGGCUAAAGUGGAGGAAGAGAAGAAAGACGAGGAGAAGGAAGACCCUAAAGGAAUCCCAGAGUUUUGGCUCACAGUUUUCAAGAACGUCGACCUUCUCAGCGAAAUGUUGCAGGAACAUGAUGAACCAAUCCUUAAGCACUUACAAGACAUUAAAGUCAAGUUCUCAGAUGCAGGCCAGCCAAUGAGUUUCACAUUAGAGUUCCACUUUGAACCCAACGAUUUCUUCACAAACACAGUCCUGACAAAGACCUACAAAAUGAGGUCUGAGCCGGACGAGUCGGAUCCCUUCUCUUUCGACGGGCCGGAGAUCAUGGGCUGCACAGGCUGCACGAUCGACUGGGUUAAGGGCAAGAAUGUCACAUUGAAAACCAUUAAGAAGAAACAGAAACAUAAGGGACGUGGCACAGUGAGGACGGUCACCAAGACGGUCCCCAAUGAUUCCUUCUUCAAUUUCUUCUCACCGCCUGAAGUUCCAGAAAGCGGUGAAUUGGACGAGGACUCUGAGGCUGUGUUAGCAGCAGACUUCGAGAUCGGUCACUUCAUCCGCGAGCGGAUCGUGCCCAGGGCGGUGCUGUACUUCACCGGCGAAGCCAUCGAAGAUGACGACGAUGACUAUGACGAGGAGGGAGAGGAAGCUGAUGAUGAGGAGGGUGAAGAGGAGGCCGACGAGGAGAACGAUCCAGACUAUGAGCCCAAGGUGUAAGUGAUGUCUGUAGUAACCCUGCCCUGAAGGAUGCCAAUCCUCCAGAGGAGUGCAAACAGCAGUGAUGACAGCGCCACCUUCAGGAUCCCAUACACUGUAACGGCUUCAAUCAAACAUAGUUACUUACCGCCUUACAAUGUUUUGUAUUUUUCUUGGUAGAAACAAUUGAAAAAUGAAAUAAAAUGGUUUCGAGAUUUUUGUUACAAAAAAUAAGAAAAAGCCACCACACACAACUCCUCCAUCGGGAGCCGCGGCUCAUGACGCAUCAUAUUUUACUAGACUUCUUUUCGUUUUCCUCUUUCUCUGUAUCUAUAGUUAUAAAACCCUUCGAAGCAUGACACUCGUUCCUUCACCGCUAAACUAGUUGGGUUCUCGUGAAUUCUUUUGUAUUGAUCUUAGACAACAGCUGUGGAAAGAUGUUCCAGGUUUACAGGAGAGAUUCAUUCGGUUAACAUUCCACAAAAACGUCGGCUGUUUUAGGUUGGGAUGCUGUUUAAAGCUCGGUGGAGACUGGUCCAUCAGUCGGCGCUCUGCUGCAUGACUCCUUUCUUUUCAAUGAGCACUUUGUAUUUUCGUCAUGUGUCCGACGCGUUUGUUUUUUCCGUCGAUUCGACCAAUGCUUAACUUUCAGCUGGCUUGCCGUUCUUCAGGAGGGUUCUCUGCUCCGCGAAAUGCACUUACAACAAUCCGAGCGACCUCAUUGGAGGAUUAAACUUUGAACGAGAGAGCCUGAUUGGAGGAGCCAGUUUAGCUAGACUCUGAUUGGUUGUCGUUUCUGAGCUCGGCCCUGAGUGAUGUUUGUGGUGAAACACAUUCUCUGUUUGACAGGCGUAUCACUGUGAAGGGGUGUGUGUGUGUGUGUGUGUGUGUCUUCGUCUGAUCUCACUCGUAGCGCAGCCCAGCAGGUCUGAAACAGAUAGAGCAAUAUUUUCACCUGGAAAGCCUCACCGCCGCAGUAUCCCGUGUCUCGUGGCCUGGCUCUGUCCGGAUCACCGGUCAGUUAGUUAGUUGUGUCUGGUGAGCGGCAGAAGCAGCAGGGGUCUUUCUGGUUCCCCUCAGCAGCUGUUGUCAAAGCAAAAUGCCAUGCUACAAAAUACUAAUGUACUCAAUAACUGUACGUGGAUGUAUAUUCAUGAAAAAUAAACUGGUAAAACGUGCAA
This is a messenger RNA of Carassius carassius (crucian carp), 2574 nucleotides long. RefSeq names its product nucleosome assembly protein 1-like 1 (gene nap1l1). The transcript has 15 exons. Gene Ontology annotation, cellular component: nucleus; chromatin. The record is from RefSeq and is a predicted model, not a curated record. Bases 143 to 1414 code for a protein of 423 amino acids. Gene Ontology annotation, molecular function: chromatin binding; histone binding. Lineage: Eukaryota; Metazoa; Chordata; Actinopteri; Cypriniformes; Cyprinidae. Gene Ontology annotation, biological process: nucleosome assembly.